Messenger RNA from Quercus robur (English oak), 789 nucleotides. RefSeq lists its product as uncharacterized. Lineage: Eukaryota; Viridiplantae; Streptophyta; Magnoliopsida; Fagales; Fagaceae. The coding region runs from base 1 to 789 and encodes 262 amino acids. The transcript has a single exon. The record is from RefSeq and is a predicted model, not a curated record.
AUGGCAGGAGAUCCUAUGAGGCGCAAUCAAAACCUUUACUACCACUAUCAUCAGGAUCAUGGGCACACUACCGAGGAUUGCAGAAACUUGUGGGACCAUCUAGACCAAUUAGUCCGAGAAGGGAAGUUAAAGCAACUCUUGCAUCAUUCCAGUAGUCGGGGAAGCCAAAUGGGUUCGGAGCUUCGGGGAAAUGCUUCUUCGAAACUCCCUCUUGGCACAAUAAAUGUCAUUUUUGCUGUCCUAGGGAGGACCGGAUCUUGUCCUUCCAGAGUAAUGUCAGCAUCUCGUUACCCAGCUGAGGAAUCCAGCUCAAUGCCUAAGAGAGUCAAGAUGGGCAUCCCACUGGUGUUAGGUUUUUCAGAUAAGGACAAAUUUGGAACCAUACAGCCCCAUGAUGAUGCUUUAGUGGUUACACUUAGAAUUAGUGGGUACGAUGUGAAAAGGGUGAUGAUUGACCAAGGCAGCGAAGCUGAGAUAAUGUAUCCAAACUUAUAUAAGGGGCUAAAUUUGAAACCUGAAAACUUAACAGCCUACAGUUCUCCUCUGGUGAGUUUUGAAGGUAAAAUGGUCAUUCCGAAAGGUCAAAUCAAAUUACCUGUGCAGACCAGCCCAGAUGUGGUGGAGGAGGACUUCAUUGUUGUAAAUGCUUUCUCUCCAUACACGACCAUUAUAGACAGACCCUGGCUUCAUACCCUGGGGGCCGUCUCCUCUACUCUUCACCAGAAGAUGAAGUACCCAUUCGGAGGCCAGGUUUUGGAGAUAUUAGGAAAUCGGUCUACAGCCUGGUAG